AUCUUUGCUGUUGCUGAUUUCCUGGCUUAUCCUGGGCGCUGCUAUAAGUUAGGCUUUUCUUCAUCCAUUUUGAGGUGUCACAAUAUAUUUAUGGUCGUCGUAAUUGUUUUUAAUUUUACCUCCGUCGGGGUCUGCGCCACCAUAUGCUUGAUAAAUUGCAGAUUUCAAAGCAGAACGUUUCGGUGAUGCAUGGUCACUUGUGCAGGUUUCUAGUUACCUGGUUGGUUAUUUCUUUUUUGUUUAUUUCUCGAGUUUGCGGGUAGUGGUGGAGUUAUGGAUGCUUAGAACGCUGCAAAUAGGCCAGUUUGGUGUUGGUGAUGAGGAUUGCGCUCCUUCCAGUCACGAUUGUGUGCCUGCAUUCUGUGGAGUCUGUAAUCCGCAGUUCAGUUUUUGUGUUUUAGCAAAUUAGCGCAUGCUUCGCAGUCUUACGUGCUUAUGACGUUCCUAUGGACGUCCUUCUAUCGUUGCCCGAAUUUUCUGUGCUUCUUUCAAAGUCGCUGGCAAUUGCAGACCUGGAAAUUGGGUAUUGUUUCCUCAGUUGCUUACUCUAAGUGCGAAUACUACUUAGACGUGCUGUUGAGGGUAAACUUGCUUCUGAGGCUCUCCACAGUUUUAGAAGUUUGAUUAAUAAGAUAUAGAGGCUUUUCUCUGAUCACUUCAAAUGGAUGGUGAUCGUGUUCUUUGAUACUGCUGAAGCUUGGCGAGUUUUUUUGGUUCAAAUCUCCGAAGCCUAUGGACCAUUCAGCAGCCUGAGCUUCCAAUUUGGCCGUCAGUGUCGUAUGUUACUCCUAUGUUGAAGCUUGUGGGCUGGAUCGCGUUCUGAAGCUGUCGGCUAUGGUCACGUCACCUUUUAGUUCAAAAGCAUCCCCUUCUCCUCCUUUCGACUGUAUCACGAGUGCGAGAGUUGCAUGGUGAAUCUCUUGUGGGUUCGCGCCUAGCCUUUUCUCAACUUAGUCCUCCUACCUUCUUAAGCCAUUCUUCCUUUGCUGUCGAGGUUUCCGCCUGGCCAACUAAUGUAGGCAUCUUGUUGGCAAGCAACGACAAACUUGGGAAUAAGCCUAACAAGCGUUGACCUAUUACGGCAGUUCCAAUUUCUGUGCACAAGUGGGCUAGAUAUGGCGAUGGCAUUGAAGACCAACCUUGUCCACCCUGGCGUCAUGUCAGGUAUCCAAGUUCCUGAAUGUUGGUCUAGCACAGGCUUGGAGUAUGAAAAUCUCGCGGAAUCAUGGGAAUGGGAGGAUCCUAUCACGAGCUUCCCCAGCCGGCUAGUAGAGGGGCACCUGAGGCCCCAGAGUAACAGUUGGGUCGCCGCAGCUUGCAGUGCAGUGAGCUUAGCUGCUGUAGGAGCUUCAAAACCCGGUGAAUUUCAGCAUGGCUACAUCUUGGGCAGCGGCACGCAUUUGGGAACAUCUUUUUCGUCUGGUAUUUCUGAUGUGGCCGGCGGCAGGAGAAACUGUGGUGCUGAUUUUCCUGCUCUAGUGAAAAAUGAACCAGACGAGCAUAAAGCUGAGCAAGUUACGGUGGGCAAGCCUGUCUCUCUAAGUGGUAGAAAGGAUGGUUAUUUCUUCUCUCUUAGGUCAUCCCCAUCACCGAAAAACGAAGAUAGGCCAGCCGAAGAAGACAAUCAUACUCAACCAUGCGGAGGGCAGAGCAGUGGAAGCGGUUUGGUUAAUGGAGGGCGUGACUGCCAGAAAGUUGCUUUGAAGCCUGGACGCAGGACACACUUUGAGAAUUCCGCUGUAGUAGGGCAAGUAAAAGCUUCCCUUACAGCAUUCUCACCUCCAGGAAAGAAACAGCGCGCCUUGUCCCCCAGCACACAGAUUCCGCGUUGUCAAGUGCAGGGUUGUGAUGCCGACCUGAGCUGUUGCAAAGACUAUCACAAACGUCACAAAGUGUGUGAGAUGCACUCCAAAGCGGCCACAGCAAUAGCAGCUGGAAUUGAGCAGCGUUUCUGCCAACAAUGUUCGAGAUUUCAUGUGCUGAAGGAAUUUGAUGAAGGAAAACGCAGUUGUCGUAGAAGACUAGCAGGUCAUAAUCAACGGCGACGGAAGUCUCAACCAGAGACUCGGUCUUUAUUUGAUUUCAGCGGCUCUUUCCUGCGCAGAGGAAUAUCCACGUCCUCCAUUGCUGGCUCGCCCUUUUACAUUCCAGAAGACAGCAAGCAGUCCAGUUUCUUGCAUCCUCACCUUCCUUCGUCACUCGAACAUGGACUCCAUGCAUAUGGCUACAACCUUACUCGCUCAAGCCCUUGGCCUUUGAAAAGCAGGGAUGGCAGUAUCCCUGCCCUUCAACUUCAGGGUUCUAGUUCACCUGUGGCUGCUCCAUACCCAUCUUCAGGCCUAAUUCUGGGUGGCUAUCACUUCCUGGAUGGACCUUUAGGUUCACCAGGCCAGGGUUUAUCGCUGUCCUCUUCGACGGGAGGGGUUCUUGGCAGCUUGGAACAAAGUCGUGUCGGUUCCUGCUCCCAGAGCCUCUCCAGUGUGUCUGGACUGGCGAACUCUGGCCGUGCUCUCUCUCUUCUGUCAUUGCAGUCAUGGGCCUCUCGCCCAACCCAAGGUGCAUCUGCUCCAGUGUCUCUGGGCCUGUCCCAGGCGGACGACUCUACCCUGGAGCAGUUGGUGGCCAGCAGUAGCGAUUGCAGCAACCGAGGGUCUCGGUUCUCUCACCAUCUGCAACUUCCUUGUGGAGGGUCAUCUACAAGUGCACAGCAGCAAUUUGACAAGCAGUUAUCUAUCCAAUCUGGUGGUCUUGAGUCUGUGGGGCUGAAUUGUGGGCUAGCUGCGACUGGUUACGGGGCUCAUCAUCAUCAAGGUUCUGGAAACCCUAAUAUCCUGGCUGGUUUCAGAGGGUAUUAUGAGACAAAUUCCACGCUCUCCGCUCAUAAUGGUCAAGAUAUACAAACAUUAAAUUCAAUUUGUGCUUCUCAUCACGCUUUUCCAACAAUCAAUCUAAUGCAACUUGAUCAACCUUCAGAUCAGGUACAUCAGGGCACUCCUUACAGCCAUGGAUUAUAUCUUCCGGUCUCAGUUGGUGAGCACCGCGGGUUCACCGAUCUGCGUCCUUUCGAGUCUUCGAUGUGUAGCAGUCAGCACCUCCUGUAAUUAUUGCCUGAAACCGUUUCGUGCAAAUGGAAACUCGUUUGUCGCUCUGGUUGUAGUUCAUAUGAGAAAUUAUUAGGAUGUGUAGCGACUGUCAAUCAUUGUUUAGCAGGUAGUUACUAUAUUCCUGCUUACUCCAUCCUGGCAAAUUUGUCAUUGUAUAAUACAGUUGCUGUGUAUUCUGUAACAUUGAUGGAUAAAUUGUUGCAAACCGGAAACUGCUUUCUGAA
Physcomitrium patens is the source of this 3328-nucleotide messenger RNA. RefSeq lists its product as uncharacterized. Gene Ontology annotation, molecular function: DNA binding. The record is from RefSeq and is a predicted model, not a curated record. Lineage: Eukaryota; Viridiplantae; Streptophyta; Bryopsida; Funariales; Funariaceae. Gene Ontology annotation, cellular component: nucleus.